GGUUAACCUUACACCACCUGGACAAGGUUAAAAGGGUGAUGCACAGUUGCUUGAAAACUAUCUCCACGGUCAUGAUGCGCCCCAGCACGCUGGAUAUAAGAACCAACUAUCACGAUGGAUGCUACACGUUCAUGAGGGACACUUUCAGAUGCUGGAAAACACGGAUAGAGUCGGACAAAUGUUCACAAAUCACCGAGCUGUUUGCCGAUCUGCAGCAGUCCCUGUCGAGGAAGCAAGUACGGGAUAUUGUGUUCACCAUGAAGAAUGUCACACGAGCUCCCGCCAUGCUAGCGAUUCCAAACAGCAGGCAAGCGGUCACAACAACCACUUCAACGACAGCAUCGCAAGGUCACAGUCAACAGCAGCAACAUCACUCACCAACCAUGCCACAGUGCCACCACAGGGCGCUCAAACAGGACGACCGGCCAUCGCUCGUCGGGCAGUUAACAUUCGGUGAAUUUACUGCGAUAGCAUCCUGUACGAAAUGUUUUGGCCGACAGUCAUCGUUUCAUGCAAUGCGUGCGCGCAACGGAGAGGAACUGGGCAGCGUGCUGGCAAACCACGACGGAUCGGCAACGGACGGCGGCGGCGAACCUUCGGCUGGGCCGGAAGUGUUCCUUGGCGGUUCCUGUAACCCCACCACGUGGCGGGCGGACGUUGCCAUUCCCGCCCUAGAUCGGCUUGGCAUUUCCUUUUACAAUCCACAAGUAUCCCACUGGACACCAGAUCUGAUAGAACUCGAGCAUCGCGCCAAAGAAAAGGCGAAGGUGCUAUUUUUCGUGCUCGACUCCCAGACCCGCUCCACUGCUGGGGCAAUAGAGGUGGCACACAUCGCCGGGCAGAACUCGAAAUAUUUAUUGCUUGUGCUACUGCCGUACUCCAGCAGACAGAAAAUUCUCAAUGAAACCCUAUCGGAAGACGAGUAUAUGGAUCUCAUGAGUAAUCAGCUUAUACUGAGGCAGCUGGUGCUGCGCCGCGGACUGCCAGUGUUGGACAGUAUUCCUACGGCGCUGGAACAGAUUAAGGAAGUGCUGCUCGGCAACUGUUGCCCACAACCACCAGUGAAUCUAGCAUCACGAUUAAUCUCACUGCGACGAACGUUCGAACGAGUUGCAGCGGAUGUUACGGAAUCGGCCCGCAUCAGUCUGGAACAGUGUCAGCAAGCGCUCUGCAGUCUAGGCUAUCCGGAGAACGUUAGCACGCUGGGAAAUAUACAAAACAUUCUGCUAUGUUACGAAGAGGUGGCCGGACUCGAGCAGCAAACUGAGCUCAUAAGACGGGGCGACGCUGGUCAGGUACUUAUCAGCUUCGAGGAGUUCUGCGUGAUUGAUGCGUGCGUUUCGAUACUGAUGCUGGAUUUUUACGAGCACAACUGCACGUCACCGAUCAAGGGUACGAAUCUUCAGCAACCUCCAGUGUAUCUAACGGAUCUGCAAGCAUGGAAUCAUACACACCCGGAACUGUCCCCGUUCGAGAACGGUUCCGCCAAAAGUCCUCGGACAUUUGUGUUGCCGAAAAAUGGCGAAGACACGAUGGUGACACUGGCAGCAGUCAACGGAACGAUCGAUCCCAGUGUGGCUGGACCACCAAGCAGUAGGAGUAGUAGUGGCAGUGAAAUCUGCCGUACUCUAUCCGUCGAUACGGAUACGGGCAGCGAAGGGGUCAAACCGCUGUCGCCCCUGUUUAGCGGUUGCUCGCUUCCGGCAGUGAUCGACGAACCACGUGCAUUUACGUUUGAUGGCGAUCCUUUUGACGAUGAGGAACCAUUUCUAGGACGCAUCGAAGCCCGGGACGUGUACCUCGGGGGAAGUUGCUGGAUGAAAACGAGCUGGCGGCAACGCGUUGCCUUUCCGAUGCUGAAACGUCACAAUCUCAGCUACUACGUGUCGGCCCUGCAUGAAGGGUUUUGCUGUAGCAAACCCGAACCGAUCGUCGCCGAGCCGGACGGUCUGCAGCAGCAACAGCAAUUCGACCCGCAGUGCACCCUGCGCUAUGAUGCCGCCAUGCUCGAUGCUUGCCGUAUCGUCAUCUUUGCGAUAACGAAUGAAACACGAUCUUUAGCACCCAUGACAAUGGCCGCGCACUACAUCGGUCUAGGUUACAACGUUGUGCUGUGCGUACAAAUGCUUUCCUCGAACGACACGGCAACGAACGGGCACAAACCAACACUAUCCUCCUCCGCCAUCAAAGACUACAAUCGCGGGCGAGCCUAUUUGAUUGAUCUGGCCAAACGGCACGGCAUUCCAGUGUUCGAAGGCUUGGAGGAAACGUUCAACAGCGUUAUCAACCGGUUAAGAAACUGUACUGUAAGAUACUCAACCUAGUGCAACAUCAAAA
This is a messenger RNA of Anopheles maculipalpis, 2337 nucleotides long. RefSeq lists its product as uncharacterized. Bases 39 to 2324 code for a protein of 761 amino acids. The record is from RefSeq and is a predicted model, not a curated record. Gene Ontology annotation, cellular component: plasma membrane. The transcript has 10 exons. Lineage: Eukaryota; Metazoa; Arthropoda; Insecta; Diptera; Culicidae.